Messenger RNA from Penicillium taxi, 927 nucleotides. Its product is annotated as uroporphyrinogen-III synthase HEM4. Gene Ontology annotation, molecular function: uroporphyrinogen-III synthase activity. The record is from RefSeq and is a predicted model, not a curated record. Lineage: Eukaryota; Fungi; Ascomycota; Eurotiomycetes; Eurotiales; Aspergillaceae. The transcript is spliced from 2 exons. Gene Ontology annotation, biological process: uroporphyrinogen III biosynthetic process. The coding region runs from base 1 to 927 and encodes 308 amino acids.
AUGCCUUCACCAAUUCUACUCCUCAAGACCAAAUCAUCCCCCCAUGAUGGCUACGAUGAUUUCUUUCUUGAACAAGGCUAUGAUCCCACCUUCAUUCCAGUGCUAGAGCAUCGCUUCCACGCCGAGAACCUAGCUCACGUGCGGGGUCUAUUCGCGUCUGGCGCAUUCGACACGAGCAACAAUACAAAUGCCAAUGCCAAUACGGAUACCGAGCCUAAGAAAUAUGGCGGACUCAUCUUCACCAGCCAGCGUGCAGUGGAGGGAUUUGCCAAGAUGAUCGAGGAAGAUGGCCUCCCCAUUGAAUAUGACACUACCACCUCUUUAAUACUAUAUACCGUCGGACCAGCCACAGCCCGCUCCCUAACCACACUACGAGACCAAUAUCUCCCCACAGCAACAAUCCACGGCGCCGACACCGGUACAGGCGAGAACCUCGCCCACAUGAUUCUCGCGCACUACAACGCCAUAUACCCACUCAGCUCGAGCUCCACAAAACCAAGCCUGCUAUUCCUAGUCGGUGAACAACGCCGCGACAUCAUUCCAAAAACCCUCAUGGGGCCCUCUUCCCUGGCAGACCGGAUCUCAGUGGAUGAGAUUGUGGUGUACGAAACGGGGGAGAUGGGCUCGUUUGAAGGGGAUUUUGAGAGCGCUGUUCAGAGGUAUGCGAGUGAGCCUGUUCUUUGGGUUGUGGUGUUUUCGCCGUCUGGGUGUGAGGCUAUGCUUCGUGUUUUGGGACUCGGUCCGUUUGCAGAUGCUAUUAAGGAUGAUUCGCGCAGACUAUUUAUUAGUACGAUUGGACCGACUACUCGCAAUUAUUUGCAGAGUAAGUUUGCGUUCGAGGCUGAUGUUUGUGCGGAGAAUCCUACUCCUCUUGGAGUUGGAGAUGGCAUUCGUCAGUUUAUGGAUGCGCAGACGAACAGGCGAUGA